Musa acuminata AAA Group (dessert banana) is the source of this 1885-nucleotide messenger RNA. RefSeq names its product zinc finger CCCH domain-containing protein 35-like. The transcript has a single exon. The coding region runs from base 356 to 1468 and encodes 370 amino acids. NCBI's taxonomy places the organism in Eukaryota, Viridiplantae, Streptophyta, Magnoliopsida, Zingiberales, Musaceae. The record is from RefSeq and is a predicted model, not a curated record. Gene Ontology annotation, molecular function: metal ion binding.
AGGAUUCGUCGGUAUGAUCUUUUGCCAUGAGUAAGAGGAAGAACGUGUCCCCGACUGGACACGCGAACGAACGUCUGUCGGAGUCAUCUGAUUCCUCCACGUGUCCUCCGCCAUCUCAUUCACGCUCCGCUCCGUUAUCCCCGACGCUGCUACGCCAGGAAAACCAAAGGAUUUGACGUUUCGUUCGGUCACCGCCUCAACAUGCAGAAACGCCGUCAGUUACAGACAGAUAUUUGGAAACCGCGGUUUGCUUAUAACCCAACCCCGGUCACCCAUUCCCAUUUAUGUGCCAUGCUGCGCCGAGGAAGCCACUGCGGAAGGAAAGCGAAGAAGAAUAGCUACGGUGGGUGAGACGAUGAUGAUGAUCGGACGAGAUAUCAGCCAUCUCAAUCCCACGGUGCACGUCCCGCCAUGGCCCCCUUUCGAUGAUCCAACGGCAGUGACCACCUCAUCGUCCCACUACCCCGUCUGCGGCAUCGCCACCGGCGACGGCGUUCUGGACGAGGACACGGUCGCGGCGAUGCAGCUCUAUCUCGGCCUCCAGGAGGGCGCUGGGGAGGACGCGCCACCUGUGGUGGACGCGUACGCGUCGGAUGAGUUCCGGAUGUACGAGUUCAAGGUUCGGCGGUGCUCCCGAGGUCGCGCUCACGACUGGACCGAGUGCCCCUUCGCGCACCCGGGGGAGAAGGCCCGCCGCCGUGACCCGCGGAAGCACCGCUACUCCGGCGCACCAUGUCCGGACUUCCGCAAGGCCGGUGGGUGCAAGCGCGGCGACGCCUGCGAUCUCGCGCACGGUGUGUUCGAGUGCUGGCUCCAUCCGGAGCGCUACCGCACCCAGCCUUGCAAGGACGGCACCACGUGCCGUCGCCGCGUCUGCUUCUUUGCCCACACACCCGACCAGCUCCGCUUAGUGCCACCGCAACCCCAGCAGAGCUCUACAUCCCCGGUUGCUGCCUCCGCCGAGUCCUACGACGGGUCGCCUCUUCGCCAGCAGCCCGCCUCGCAGUCUUAUCUUUCCAAGAAUCUCGUCUCCCCGCCGGCUUCGACGCUGAUCUCCCCUCCCACGUCCCCGCCAGCGAAGUCUCCGCCGAUUUCACCCAACGGCGUGAAGCUGCGGCGGGAUUCUUGGCAGCAAAGCUCCUCGGUGAACGAAAUCGUAGCGUCGCUGAGGCAGCUGCAGCUUAGCAGGGGAAAGUCGGUGCCAAGUUCGUGGAGUUUGCAAACUGUAAAUGGUGGGUUUGCGUCGCCAAGGGGGACUCUUGCUGGGUUCAACACUGCUUUCUGUAGCCUGCCGUCGACUCCAACGGUCGCUACUGCCGGCUGGCUGGAGGAAGUGGAGCCGGCGGAGAGGGUGGAGUCCGGGAGGGCGCUGAGGGCGAAGAUGUUCGAGAGGCUGAGCAAAGACCACGUUUUUGACAAGGCAGAAGCGACGCCGGACGUUGGGUGGGUUUCUGACUUGCUAAAAUAGCAAAAAUCUUCAGACGGCGAGAAACGAAGGAUAGAAAGCGAUGAAGAAAUUGAAGGAAUAAAAAGGGUGGAUUAUAAAUGCCAUCGUCUCAUUGUUUCUUCUGCGGUUGUGACUCUUGCAGUCGCAACGCCAAAAAAAACGUUCUUUGUUGUUCCAUGUAGAAGCCAUCAACACUGUCCCAAGAAGUGUCAGAAGGCAGCUGAAGUCUACCAGAGGAAGCAGCGGUCUCUGCAAACGACUGAGUUGGAUUCUCUUCCAUUGUUCAUCCCAUCAUCCUUUUCCGUGGUUAAUGCUGGAUGUCCAAUCGAAACGUUGGACCUGUAUUUAUCCAUGUUAGCGUAUUCCUUCUGUCAUGUCGACAUUGUAAAAACGUCAACUUGCCAUCCAAUAUAUUUCUGAUGCUUAGCAAAGAUCUCA